UGUUGCACCGUCUGGUGUGUGUGUGUACGUCGCCACGGGAGUUUCCGUUUGGCGUGGAUCUCCAGUGCGUGAGUUUGUAACCAGCGUGUAAUCCGAGUGCGUUCUACCAGUAUUGUGGCAACGUUUUUGGCCGGGCCAGCAAGCUACGCACCGAACCAACUUAAUAAACCCAAACCGCCAACACAAAAUGGACGCGUCUGAAUCGAUGCCCAAAGCGGACACAAUCAAACUACGGAACAAACACAUUGGUAAAUCCUGUCAGCUGUUCUACCGGACCGACCCGUUGAAGAUAGUGCGCGGCCAGGGUCAGUACAUGUACGACGAGCAGGGUGCACGAUACCUCGACUGCAUCAACAACGUCGCGCACGUUGGACACUGUCACCCGAAGGUGGUCGAGGCCGGAACACGCCAGCUCGGUACACUCUCCACCAACAAUCGCUUCCUGCAUGAUGAGCUGGUCAAGUGUGCCCAAACGCUCGCCGAAAAGAUGCCCGGCAAUCUUUCCGUCUGCUACUUCGUCAAUUCCGGCUCGGAAGCGAACGAUCUUGCAUUGCGGCUGGCUCGUCAGCAUACCAGACGCCACGAGGUGAUUACGCUCGACCAUGCCUACCAUGGUCACGUUUCGGCCGUUAUGGACAUUUCGCCGUACAAAUUCAAUCAACCGGGCGGUGACCCGAAACCAGACUAUGUUCACGUGGCACCGUGCCCUGAUGUCUACCGGGGCAAGUAUCGGGACUGUGACUUCCCGGAGGGAACCGACCUGGGUCAACUGUACGCGGACGAGGUAGAACGCAUUGUCGAGCGUAGCUCUACCGGGGUAGCCGCCUUCAUUGCGGAAAGUCUACAGAGCUGCGGUGGACAAAUUAUUCCACCGACUGGAUACUUUCAGAAGGUUUACGACGCGGUAAGAAAGGCGGGAGGUGUAACGAUCGCUGACGAGGUACAAGUUGGAUUCGGUCGCAUUGGUACGCACUAUUGGGCGUUUGAGCCGCACGGCAUCAUCCCAGACAUUGUGACGGUUGCAAAACCGAUGGGCAACGGACAUCCGGUUGGUGCAGUCGUGACCACGCCAGAAAUAGCGGAAAGCUUCGCCUCCACCGGUGUUUGCUACUUCAAUACGUACGGCGGGAAUCCAGUGUCGUGUGCCAUUGCAAAUGCGGUUAUGCGCGUCAUCGAUGAGGAGCAUCUGCAGGAGAACGCACUGCGCGUGGGGCGCUAUCUGCUCGAACAGUGCAAAGCACUGGCGUACGAGCAUCAGCUGGUGGGUGAUGUACGCGGCACCGGGCUGUUCGUGGGCAUUGAGCUGGUGGCCGACCGGCAGCGCCGUGUGCCGGCAACGCGUGCCGCUAAAGCCGUUGUCGAGCGAAUGAAAACCGUACACCGGAUACUGGUCAGCAGCGACGGUCCGGAUGACAAUGUCGUCAAACUGAAGCCCCCGAUGGUGUUCACGGCGGCGAAUGCGGACGAGUUUCUGUGCGGGUUCCGCGAGUGUCUUACCUAUCUGCAGCAACAGCAGCCGGUGGUGAAUGCUGCCCCAGAGGGUGUCUCAACGACGCCGGUGCGUGUAACACAUCCACUAGCAACCGGUGGCAUCCUUCAACCCAGUCCGAUCACCCGUGGCCAGCACGACACCUCCACACUCAUCAAGUCUAGCUAGGCAGAUGCAGAAACUUAUCACAGCUUAUCCAUUUGUUUAUCAAUCAUUUCGUCUGGCUUAUGCUCGAGGCGAAAUGCACAAACAACGUUAUAGAUUAGUUUAGCAUAUCUCGUUUGAAACCCCCCUCUGGCAUGAACUAGAAACACUUAUUUGUUUUAAAAAUAAGCAUUAUUGUACCAUCAUUUACAACGAAAUGUGGAAUGUUUGUUGACUAUUUUUCAGAUCUUUUUUGUCAUUUCAUUAAGAACACACUUUUAAUUUUCACUUAAGUGUCGCGCCACGAGCUAGUUUAGGGAGGGAGAGAAAAAGAGAGUAGGGAUUAUCCCUGGCUCAGGAUAGCAUUUAGCUGCUGCUUUGUGUGUAAUAUGUUCAGUAAAGGAAAGAGCUCUGUACUCUGCAAUGAAAAAAAGAAUAACAUUAUAUAUAUUUUCCAUUGUAAUUACUGUAAUUUGUUCGAUUAUCAUUUCACUCCAUUGUAUGGCAUAGAGUUGCUAGUUUUACGCUUGUUAUAUGGGUAAGCCACGUUACUGGCACUAUCGACUACCACACCUUCGGUUUUAUAAUGGUGAGAUACAUAGAGACAAUGCAAGUGAGAUCUCCUAUCAAGAUGCCAUGAUGAUCAUGAUAUGAAUGAUCUUUUGGUGUUGUACAAGGAAAAAAUCUUCAAAAAAUGAUAUAAUGUGUCGAUAUAUGUAUAUUUCUUUACAAUGUCUUUUUCUUCACAAAACAUUCCCUCGACAGAAGGGAUUUACACCACACUACGCACGCUGUGCUUCGCCCAACUAUCAACAGUAAGCGCAGGUAUUUUAUUUUCAGAACAACAAAAAAACACAACAGAAGAAUAUGUUAGCUCAAACUAAGAUAUUACAUA
This is a messenger RNA of Anopheles moucheti, 2528 nucleotides long. Its product is annotated as alanine--glyoxylate aminotransferase 2-like. NCBI's taxonomy places the organism in Eukaryota, Metazoa, Arthropoda, Insecta, Diptera, Culicidae. The record is from RefSeq and is a predicted model, not a curated record. Gene Ontology annotation, cellular component: mitochondrion. Gene Ontology annotation, molecular function: transaminase activity; pyridoxal phosphate binding. Bases 188 to 1657 code for a protein of 489 amino acids. The transcript has 7 exons.